AAACAGGUCACUGUUUACUUACUUACUACGGAGUAGAUGACUCGAGACUCUCGAGUAAGAAGACUCUAGUUAACUAUAGUAUUAUUAUUGUUUUUACAGACUGACCGAGUCCCUCUGCAAGCAAUGCCUUGAGAUCUAUUUACAGAGUAAUCUUGCAUACACGUACCAUACAUGUAUUCGGUGUAUGUAAAUAACGCGGCGCGACUCUGUCCCGCUUGGGCCUGCAAUAGGUGACUAAGCCAUCUGAUAAGUGAAGGCUGCUCUCGUGACUUCAUCGACUCCAAGCUCCAGCUCGAGAGAAUCAACAUUCGAUAUUCCGAGUCCAGGUACAAAACUCAUCGCCACAGCUCUUCAAACCUCUCGAGUCCCACUGAUUUCUUCGUAAUACUAAGUUUUCGAUUUGCUGAAGGGCGUAUUGAAGAGGCCUUGUCAGUGGAGAUAUGGAAUCGUCGCCGUUGACUUUGGCGCAUUCCCAUGCUCGAAAUGCCCUCUUCGAAACACGCAAAUCUAACCCGGUAGCGGCCAGUGAGGAACAUGACCUUGCUGCUGGCGAGUUUUCGACCGCAGCCCAAGGCACCCUCGACCCUGAUGCGCUGCGGACCCUUCAGCUCCUCGAAAAACACCACAAACGACUUGCGGAAAUCCUCAGGUUCCAACAUGAACACCCUGUAGCCUCUUGUCCCGAAUCCGUAAAUUCGCCGCCGUCAACCCUUUCAACUGCCCAACAUAUUAAAUUUAUCUCUGAAGGUGUAGGUGGAGGAUCGUCUUCUGUUGCAGCUCCAUCCCUGGAAAAUACCCACCAACCCCCUCGUUUACCCACUCAACAUAGAUCUCUCCAGCGCGAUACAAGCUCAAUAGCAAGCAAUUUGGCUUCCGCACGUGGUAUUCCUUCCCACCCACCCCGAGGCAGUCUUGUAUCUCCAACUGUAUCAGCUCAGAAUGCUGGCGCGCAAAUGGCCGGCGCUCCAUUACGGACAAGACUUGAAGACACUAGUCUCGAUACCGUAAACGCCGAAUUAAAGGCUCUCCCUAGCAUGUCUUCCAGACGUAAACCGUCUUGGGCUCCAACGGCAAUAAGCCCUACAGAUAUCGUCGACCAACAAGCAGUCCCACCAGAGCCAACUGAGACACGUAGACUCGGUUUUGGAUUCCCAAAGGAUGAAUCGUUCCAGCGAUUUUAUUCAACCUUUGAAGGCCUCAUAUCCAAACUCUCUGGACCCCUAGCUUUUGCUAGUUUACCUCUGGGCAUUGAUCCAGCCAGCCAGAAAUCCGGAGCAGAUACCAAGCUCGACCGCAGCCCUGCAUCCGCAGAUACUACCAGCCAUUUUACAGAGCAACCAGACGUGAAUAAGCUAGUAUCAGGAGCCGCACUUCGGGCUCUUCGAGGCAGAGAGGGCUCAAAUGGGUCAGCUGGCCACACAAACCCGGCAGAAUCAUUCUACGUUGUCCCUACGGCGGGUGGAACGAUAUCGUACGCGGGCAUCCUUUCUCGAGCUGAAAAGGAAGCCCGUAGAAACAGCCUAGGCGACAGCCACGACGACGACUUCGUCGAUGCGCGUGAAAACCCGCUGCCCCCGGAAUCUUCUGCAACCGCCACGGCAUCAAACAGGGAUCGAAAAGCAACUGGGGGACGGAGGAGAGGAGGAGCAGGGGGCGCACUGGAGCGCAGCACGGCACAGGCUGCACCACACCCAAACGCAAAAACCCUAGAAGAACUGCAAAUGGAGAACCAAGCGCUGAAGCACCUGUCAGACACGCUUUCCAAACGACUGCACAUGUGGGAAGUCAACGCGCAGUCGUCAUCAUUGGCAUUGCAGCAAUCCCUCAAAGCGAUGCAGCACCAAUCCGCCAGCUCGCCUGCACGCCAGCUCUCCCCCAUGUCCUCUGCUACACCUCAGGUAUCCCAUGCCCAGGGUACACAAUCAACAUCACCGCUACCUCCAGCGGAGGGUGCUGCUGCGGGACUCCAGCCAUCAUCACGGGCUGGGCCUGGUGCUGACGCGGCCCGGCUUAUGGAGCUAGAAGAGCGCGCGCGCCGGAGUGAAAGGGAGUUGCAGCGCGUGGGCCGCGAGAACGAGAAGUUGAGGGAUGUGGUGGGGCGGUAUCGGGAUCGGUGGGAGAAAUUGAAAGAAGGGGCUCGAGUGCGGCGGGAGGGGGGGAAUGGGGGCGGCGGGAAUACUAAUAAUGGAGGUGAUAAGGGGAAGCCGGUGGAGAAGAGUAAGAGUGCUGCUACAGCUGCACCUGCCAGCACGACUGCUGUUGAGGAGGGUGCAACUGCGGUUAAUAGAGAUGGCGCUAAUAGCACUGCUGCUGGAGGAGGAGCAGCCGGAGGAGGAGGGCCGGGUGGUGGUAGUGGUGCCGGGGAAGGUGAAAGAAAACGACGAGAUGAAGAUGAAAGUGCGAAGGGUUUGCUUGAUGACUAGCCUUUUCUUUCAAUUGAAUGAUUGGAAUCCUCCUGGCAGGUGCUUUAGUUAAUUCAAAAAUGUAUCCAUCCCAUGAUGAUUGCUGGCCAUAUCUGCAUAAAAGAAAAGUUCCUUUUAGACCCGCUACUACUUCUGCGAUGGAGCUGGAAACAUGUAGCAUUUAGUAGAGAAGCAUUAAAAAUCAAUGUGUUCUAAUUUUUUUAUUUUUUUACUUUAUUUUUUUAUUUUAUUUUAUUU
Molecule: messenger RNA, 2660 nt
Organism: Blastomyces gilchristii SLH14081
Lineage: Eukaryota; Fungi; Ascomycota; Eurotiomycetes; Onygenales; Ajellomycetaceae
Exons: 3
Coding region: 441-2423 (660 amino acids)
Source: RefSeq, a predicted model, not a curated record